ACGAAUACAGUUUUGGUCACCGGAAGCAGCGGCUGCAUCGGUCAGCAUGUAGUGAAAUUGCUGCAAGAGAAAGACCCGAACACGAAGAGCCUCGUUCUCUUCGAUUUGCUGCCCUAUGAGAAUAAUCUGGAACACGCGACCCCGAAGCCCAUGAAGGAGAUUCGAGGGGAUCUCGCGAACGCGAGAGACGUGGCCAAAGCUUGCGAGGGUGUAGAUUGUGUGAUCCACUGCGGGGCCCUGGUGGACAUCUCGAUUUUCCCGGACAAGUGUGCCCUCGAGGCAGUCAACGUUGAAGGGACUAGGAACGUCAUCAACGCGUGCAUCGAACAAAACGUUCCAUACCUCGUUUUCACAUCCACGGCGUAUACGGUUAUCGGCGCUAAUCACAUUUUCUACGGGACCGAGACUACGACAUUCAAACCGAGGAGCUUUCUGAUGGGAUCGUACGCCGAAACAAAGUUCCGAGCCGAGCAACUGGUUCUUCAGGCGAAUUCCCGUGCAUUGAGGGACGGCGAGGGAACACUCCGCACCUGCGUCUUGCGUCCCACUGUGAUUUUCGGAGAAGAGGAGAAACACUUCAUCUCUAGAAUGACGUCCGUGGGCAAGCUCUACUGGACGGGAACGGUCCCAAAGAUCCAGUUCAUCGACGAGCGAUUCCAGCUGACCUACGCGGGAAAUGCCGCCUACGCGCACAUCCUGGCAAAGGACCGCCUCCGCGAGAGCACUGAGUGCGCGGGGGAAACAUUCUUCAUCACUGACGAUACCCCUCUCGACGAGCUCUACGCGUCGAUAAAACCGUUCGUCGAAGCCCAAGAAAUGAAGUUGAGCGAGUUGAGCCUGCCGUAUGUGGCCGUAGUCUUCGUGCUUUUACUACUGAGCACGCUGGCCAGGAUCAUCCGCCCCAUUUAUCAGGUAGGAGAGCUCUUCCCGACACCAUCGAAAAUAACCGCCGUCUGUAUGUCUGUAUUCUUCAACAGGCAGAAGGCAGCCCUCCGCUUGAAAUACUACCCCUGCUACACCCCGGAAGAAAGCCAAGAGAGAACUAUCAAGUAUUACGAGAGGGUGAAAUCGAAAAGGCAUGAGACUUCAGAUACCUAA
Galendromus occidentalis (western predatory mite) is the source of this 1098-nucleotide messenger RNA. RefSeq names its product 3 beta-hydroxysteroid dehydrogenase/Delta 5-->4-isomerase type 1. The transcript is spliced from 6 exons. Gene Ontology annotation, molecular function: oxidoreductase activity, acting on the CH-OH group of donors, NAD or NADP as acceptor. Gene Ontology annotation, biological process: steroid biosynthetic process. Lineage: Eukaryota; Metazoa; Arthropoda; Arachnida; Mesostigmata; Phytoseiidae. The coding region runs from base 151 to 1098 and encodes 315 amino acids. The record is from RefSeq and is a predicted model, not a curated record.